Molecule: messenger RNA, 4641 nt
Organism: Ogataea philodendri
Lineage: Eukaryota; Fungi; Ascomycota; Pichiomycetes; Pichiales; Pichiaceae
Exons: 1
Coding region: 1-4641 (1546 amino acids)
Biological process (GO): phosphatidic acid biosynthetic process; intracellular signal transduction; cell motility
Molecular function (GO): D-type glycerophospholipase activity
Source: RefSeq, a predicted model, not a curated record
AUGGCAUCUGUCAAGUCUCUGGAUCCGUUAUCGCCGACCGCUGUUGAACAGCUGGGAGAGAGAAACAGACAAAUAGAGGCUUCUGACGAAGAACACAAGAGCUACGAUGCCCAUCGGGAGGUGAGCCCGCAGAAGUAUUCCGGCAAGGAGAAUGGCAGAGAGGACAGUCCUUUGCCUUCGCCUGACGAGGUUCCAAGUACACCUGAAAUUCCGACGGACGCAAGGUUGAAUUCAUUACAAGCCUCGAGGAAAUCUGGAAGGCUUUCGAUUUUUCCGUUCAUAGGAACUCACGCCGAACAGAACGGAGGACUGAACUCGCCAGAAGAGAAGGAGCCUUUCCAAAGGAAACUGUUGAAAGGUUUGAAACGGGUCACUACUCGUGGAGAAUCUGGAAGACCACCCAGUGGUGUUCCCCAUGAGCAAAUUGACCUUUCGCACGAGCUUCAAAUGAAAAGUGAUUUGAAGACCAAGUGGCUCAUUGAUGCAAACAUCUCAGGAUUCCCAGUCGCUUUGAUCAUUUCUACACACUUCACCUCUGACGAACAUGGAACAAAACGUGUGCCUAUCCUUCUUCAAAUGCUUAGUCUGGUUCUCAGCGAUGUCACUAGCAACCCACAUACGAAAAAAAGAAGGUUCAAGAUCAGCUUGGACUACGCAAUGGGGAAUAAAAAUCUCCGGUGGUCUUUGGAGAAGAGUUCUAGAGACCUUGCUAUUUUGCACAAUAAAUUGAGACUUAUGCUUUUACAAGAAAACGUUCUACAAAAAGGUCACAAGGAAUUCGAACUCCCCAAAUUCCCCAAAUACAAAAACCAAGCACCAUACUCGAAAAUUAUCCAAGGAGCCCAUAGGCUAGAGACAAACGCAUCUUCAUUAUUAUCUGCUUCGCACCACCAAGAUGAAACCGGAAUGACUCCGUACAGUCUGUCGAGCUCUUCAAGCUCAAACGAUGAAGUUGAUAUCAACAGUUUGCAUUCGGGUCGUUCCAGUUUAAGAUUGCAUCGCUUCUUCAAGCGCAAAAAUACCGAUAUACUUACAAACGAGCAUUUCAGAGAGGCAAUGCAAGAGUACCUCAACAACCUGAUUCGCACACUGAAUCUCAGAUUCCAAGCUAAUAAACUGUUUCAGUUCUUCGAAAUAUCUCCCAUCGGAAUGCUCCUUUCUUACGAAACAGGCCGGAAACGGAAGGAAGGUUAUCUGUUAAUCAAAACCACUGCAAAAGCACAAGGAUGGAGAGUGGGCCAUUUGAAGGCCAGAGAAUUGAAGGCCAUGGUGGAGCGUCACAUUGGCAAAUGGUUCAUUGUUGGGCACAGCUACAUCAUGUAUGUUGCUGAUAUAAAUUCAACAACUCCAUUGGAUGUGUUUAUGGUUGACUCCAGUUUCAAAUUCACACUAUCCGGAUUUGGUGACACUCCAAUUACUCUUCAAAACCUGCCAGACUUUGUGAAGCAGCAACAGCAAAGGGAUGAUGAUGACGAUGAUGAUGACGAUGACGAUGGGCUUCUUGAAGAUUCGUCGCCUGUGAGCAAGUCGUAUCUAUCGUUGACCUUGGAGAACUCCGAGAGAAAGCUGAGUGUGGUUGGAAAGUCUGCAAAUCAGAUGAAGAAAUGGUGUUUGGCUAUUCACGAAAUGGCUAAGGAAACAAUCUGGUCAAGACCACACCGAUUCAAGAGUUUUGCUCCAGUCAGAGAUAAUGUCUUUGCCAAAUGGUUUGUGGAUGCUAGAGACUAUAUGUGGGCAGUCUCUUCCGCUAUUGAAAUGGCAAAAGAUGUCGUGUACAUACACGAUUGGUGGCUAUCUCCCGAAUUGUACUUGCGUCGUCCCGCAAAUGGAAACCAAGAAUGGAGACUCGAUAGAUUACUGAAACGCAAGGCUGAACAAGGAAUCAAGAUCUUUGUGAUUGUCUAUAGAAACGUCGCCAAUACCGUUCAGACCGACUCGUUAUGGACCAAGCAUUCGUUAUUGGACUUACACCCGAACGUGUAUGUGCUGAGAUCACCAAAUCAGCUGAUGCAAAAUGUCUAUUUCUGGGCGCACCAUGAGAAACUGGUUAUCAUUGAUCACACUGUUUGUUUUGUUGGAGGAAUUGAUCUUUGUUACGGAAGAUACGAUACUCCAGACCAUUCCAUUAUUGACGAUGCUCCUUACGCGUUUGAUUCGCAGGUUCCCUCAAAUCCGAUUGGCGGAGGUAAUGCUUUUAACUAUCAAAUCUUCCCUGGAAAAGAUUACUCCAAUCCAAGAGAGCGCGAUUUCAGUGAUCUGAACCAACCACUAGAAGAUAUCAUUAACAGACAGACAACUCCACGUAUGCCUUGGCAUGAUGUCCACAUGCUCACAUGUGGCCACAUAGCAAGAGAUUUGUCCAGACACUUUGUUCAGCGUUGGAACUAUCUGCUUCGUCAAAAACGGCCAUCUCGACUGACACCAUUGCUUGUUCCGCCAAGAGAUUUCACCGAUAAAGAGGUUGAAGAUUUGGGACUAAAAGGAACAUGUGAGGUGCAAGUGUUGCGGUCGUCAUGUUUCUGGUCUUUGGGAUUGCAGGAACCCGAGCAAAGUAUUCAAAAUGCAUACUUGAGAUUGAUUGAAACGAGCGAACAUUUUAUUCAUAUCGAGAACCAGUUUUUUGUUAGCAGUCACGAGCAUGAUGGCGUGAUUGUUAAGAAUCAGAUUGGUGAUGCUUUAGUUGAAAGAAUCACCAGAGCACACGCUAAUAAGGAAACCUGGAAGGCUGUGAUUGUGAUUCCACUGAUGCCUGGAUUCAAGAGUCAGGUGGAUAGCAAGGAGGGAUCCUCGAUCAGAGUUAUCAUGCAAUGCCAGUACAUGUCGAUUUCUAUGGGCGAGACUUCGAUCUUUGCAAGACUUAGAAGAGCAGGCAUUCGUCCAGAAGAGUACAUUCAGUUCUUUUCUUUGCGCAAAUGGGGAUACAUUGGUAAAAACAAGAUGCUCACCACAGAACAGCUCUACAUCCAUGCCAAGACGAUGAUUGUUGAUGACAGAAUUGCCAUUAUCGGUUCGGCAAACAUCAACGAGAGAUCUAUGAGAGGCACAAGAGACUCCGAGAUCUGCACCAUUAUUCGCGACAAGGAAAUGGUGGACACGUUUAUGGAUGGAAAGCCUUAUAAAGCUGCCAAGUUUGCACACACGCUAAGAAUGCGACUGAUGAGAGAGCAUUUAGGAGUUGAUGUUGAUUUGUACGAGCUUGUUGAGCGUCGCUUUGCGCAGAUAGAGAAAUUUGCUGCCUCGCUUGAAGGAUCACACGCUGCCACCACGAAAACUGGUGACGUAGUGUUAUCAGCCAUGGUUGAGCUUGGAGCUCGUUACGUUUUGAAUAUUCCAUCUGGAACGCCGCGGUUCAAGUCUAUCCUGACUGCUCCACGGUCUGCCAGAGAGGAACUCACGAAGAAGAUGACUUCUUCGUUCACCAGGGAGGAAGACGAUGCGCUUACAGACGAUCUGGAUCGGAUUCCGUUCGUGCACUCGUUCAACUACCGUGCCGGAGAGGAGAACAUUGGUAUUCGGGAAAAGAAAGCGUUCUCUACAGACUCCCGUGUCACGGACAAAACCCAUAGGAAUGAGGUGAACGGGUUUGGUCCCGACCAUUUGCAAUCUCCUGUCCACAUCAACUCGCAGGCAAGAAACACUCAGCUAUUGAAAGACUGGGCUAACUAUAGUUCCUCUGACACACAACAGUUACUUCCAUGCAUGGAGGAUGUUCUUGACUUUCUAAGUGACGAUGACAAGAAUAUUCCUAUUGAUGUUCUCAACCAUGAGAGAUGGGACAUGCUCAAGAGACUGCACUACUUGCAAAAACUGGUCAAUAAGGGUAAGCACGAGUCUGAAAUGGUUUCUUCGUCUCCGAAGGAGGAGAGCGGGAACUUCUCGUCAGGAACCGAGAACGUCAUUUCUCCUGAUGAGACCGAGCUCAAAUCUCCGCGGUUCCCGACCUCUUCUCUUUCAGAUGCAGACAUCGAGGACUUCAGCACCAACGCUCUACCGCAGGUUUCGCAGACGUUUGUCGACCCAUACUCGUUCGAGGACCCGCUGGAUAUCGACUUCUACGAGGGGCUGUUUCUGCCACAGGCGUUGCGGAACACGUUGAUUUACCAGAUGGUUUUCCACGUCCAGCCGGACGACGCCGUGCAGACAUGGAGCGACUACAAGAUGUUCCAGGAGCUGAAGGACGCGUUCAUGGUGCACCAGAAGACCACACGUGGCGGGCUAAGCACUGCAGAUGCGUACAACAGCGUCACGGAGGACUCUUCUGAGAAGGGCGGUGUGGACUUCCACGACGACAGCAUUGUUGCGAACGGAACGCUGGAGGUUUCCGCGGGGGAGCAGCCGCCGUCGAGCGCCGAGACCGCGGAGGCGCGUGCGGAGGUGAUCAGAAACGCGAUGAGGCGGUCCAAAAUAGCACAGUACGAGCGGUACACGCGUCCUGGCGGGUCGCAUGCGUACAACGGGGCCAAAGCGUCGACACUGAUGGGAUUGCCGGGGAUCUACGACUACGAGACGUCCGAGAAGCUGCUUAAACUGAUCACGGGCAACCUGGUGAUUUUCCCGACGCGCUGGCUCAAGAAAGAGGUAGAGUCGUCCAACUGGUUCUACACCGCGGACAAACUGCCUCCGGUGCAAAUUUAUAACUGA